Molecule: messenger RNA, 1857 nt
Organism: Salvia splendens (bonfire salvia)
Lineage: Eukaryota; Viridiplantae; Streptophyta; Magnoliopsida; Lamiales; Lamiaceae
Product: Rhomboid-related intramembrane serine protease family protein
Exons: 9
Coding region: 369-1655 (428 amino acids)
Cellular component (GO): membrane
Molecular function (GO): serine-type endopeptidase activity
Source: RefSeq, a predicted model, not a curated record
UAGACGAUGACUCGGCGGGCCCACAAGAUCGCGUAGAAAGAAAAGCAGUGGCUGUUGGAUUAAGUCGUACACGUGUCGAAAAAUGAUUGGGUGAAGCGAUGAUAAGGCAGAAUUCCGUGCUUGUCCAUCACUCCGAUAUUCACAAGUACGCACACAGACUUGAGUUCAAACUUGCUUUUUAUGAAGCUACACUCUCUGGGGUCUGGGAUCUCCUACAAUCUGUGAACCACGUUUCUCCCUCGCUUGUUUCCUCCUAGUACAAUUUAAGUUAUUUUACAGCCCAUGCACCAUGUUUUAUGCAACUGCCGUCGUGACUUUGUAAAGCUGCAAGAGCUAAGAUCAUGUAAAAGUUAUUGAUUCAGAUAUACAUGGCGUCAGUUUCGGGGACUCGUAGUUUGUUCUGUACAGAUAAUAAUCUCUUAUGUGCAAAAGCUAUAAAAAGAAACAGGUGGAAAUGUGAAACUGGAACGAAAGUGGAUGAGCUCAUGCUUCAAGCAUCUCUGCCUCCGAGGAAACAAGAAGGCUUACUAUGCCCCUCCAUUACCAGGAAUCACCGAAUGGAAAAAUAUUGCAUAGUUACAAAAGCAACGAGUUCCUCUCUGGAGCAUUUGAGUUCGUUGAAUUCUUUUCUUGAAAAGCUUCACGACUACACAAAACAGCCCUCUUCAAGAGAUUCCAAGGAGAUGAGUGAAUCAUUUGGUGAAAUUGAUGAUGUCAAAGCAGAUAAUGGACUCAGAUCUCUAGAGAAUUAUCUUGUCAAAAUUAAAGAGGUGGAAUCAGAAACCAUUUUUAACAAAGACACAAAGGAGUCAGUAGAUACCUCAGCGGGGAAGGACCUCGGAAUGGUUGGAGAGAUGUCAUUUAAAAAUUAUAAGGGAAUAACACUUGCCAAUACUGAAGGCAAACAACAAUCUUCCAUUGAUGCCUCUGAUUUCUAUUUAAUUGGUGUAUUGGUGUCAAUAAACAUAGCAGUUUUCCUCUUUGAGAUUGCCACUCCAGUAAAGAGCUCUACUUUCGAGCUAUUUUCACUGCCCACGGUUUAUGGAGCGAAGAUAAAUAACUUGAUUCUACAGGGAGAGUGGUGGAGACUAGUGACACCUAUCUUUCUGCAUUCUGGUAUCAUUCACAUAGCCCUUGGGAGCAGGGCCCUCUUCACUUUUGGCCUUGAAGUAUGCAGAAAAUAUGGCUCAUUCACCUUCCUACUGCUAUAUGCUCUUGGAGGAAUUUCUGGAAACCUAUUCAGCUUUCUUCACACGCCAGAGGCAUCCGUUGGUGGUACGGAACCAGUGUUUGCCAUUAUUGGAGCUUGGCUUAUUUACCAAUUUCAAAGCGAAGAUGAGAUAUCAGGGGAUGUUUACGAAAGAAUGUUUCGGAAUGCCAUUAUCAUGACAGCUUGUAUAUGUGUCCUAAGCAAUUUCAGCCCUAUUGAUGACUGGGCGCACUUUGGCACAGCUUUUGUGGGUAUAUCGUAUGGCUUUGUCACAAGCCCAAUCGUGCAAGUGAAGGAUGCGUCUACAGAAGCAGGUCAACAUGAAAGAAUCACAUUUGUUAGACGGUAUUCGGAUCCUUGCAAAUCCCUUUUGUAUUUCUCCCUCUUCGUGUUGCUCUUGAGCUGUUUACCUCUUGUCUUCGAACCUCCAGUAGAUCUGAUUUGAUGAGGAUAGUUUGGUAUCAAUGUUUCCAUCACAUGAUUCAUACAUAGUUAGUAUCCACACUCCACAGAGAUAGGUUGCCUUUCAUCAGUUUCACAAGUUUACAUAGAGCUACAAUCUACUCUCUCACUAACUCUAUGUGAGAGUCUUGUGAUUGUAAAUUAUACUUAUCUAUCAAUAUAUAAAACACGAGUUUUGGCCAUUA